Centropristis striata (black sea bass) is the source of this 2217-nucleotide messenger RNA. RefSeq names its product solute carrier family 25 member 18 (gene slc25a18). Gene Ontology annotation, biological process: L-glutamate transmembrane transport; aspartate transmembrane transport; malate-aspartate shuttle. Gene Ontology annotation, molecular function: L-aspartate transmembrane transporter activity; L-glutamate transmembrane transporter activity. The coding region runs from base 502 to 1485 and encodes 327 amino acids. Lineage: Eukaryota; Metazoa; Chordata; Actinopteri; Perciformes; Serranidae. The record is from RefSeq and is a predicted model, not a curated record. The transcript has 11 exons.
CGCUUGACUACCAUUGCUGCACACAUUGUUGAAGUGAAAGGAAAGUGGACAGCUUGAUCCUGUCUGUGGGAUGCACCGACAGAGUCCUUUGUUAAAUGCUGGAUUCCAAAUGCUGUAAAAGAAUACCGGCAGUGGGAGAGAGAUUGGGUUUUGCUGUGAAGUACCACAAAGCAGAAAGGCUGGCCAGAAGACACAGAUUCAACAACCGUGGUUUUGGCCACAACAGAAAAAAGGGCGUCCACCCCUGCCGCACCAGGGAGAAGAACAAGGCGGCCCAUUGCCGCCACAUUAAAGGAAGCAGUGAGCUGCAUUUGUGGCGUGGGUGGGCAGGUGAGGGUUGAGCUGUGGUCACAACUUUGGGGCUGAGAGCCGAAGUGUGGGAGGGAAGAGGAAGAGGAAAAGGAAAGCGAAGAGGAGGAGUAGGUUGGAGCAGGAGGAGGAAGAGGAGGAGGAAGAGAGGAGGAGUAGUGGGCCUGGGUCUGGAGCCCAAACACAAGCAGGAUGGCGGAGAAGAAAGUUAGCAGCCUCCCUGCUAAGCUGAUUAAUGGGGGCGUGGCAGGCCUGGUUGGUGUGACAUGUGUAUUUCCUAUUGACCUCGCCAAGACCCGCCUACAGAACCAGCAGGGCGUCCAAGUCUACAAAGGAAUGCUCGACUGUCUGACAAAGACGGUGCGCUCAGAGGGCUAUUUUGGAUGCUACAGAGGUGCAGCGGUGAACCUCACUCUUGUUACACCAGAAAAAGCCAUCAAGCUGGCUGCCAAUGAUGUCUUCAGACAGAAGCUUUCGAAGGAUGGGCAUUUGCCCCUAUGGGGGGAGGUUCUGGCAGGGUGUGGGGCCGGGACCUGUCAGGUGGUAGUCACCACUCCCAUGGAGAUGCUUAAGAUCCAGCUGCAGGAUGCAGGAAGGCUCGCUGCCCAGAGGCCUGUUCAGACCCCCGCUCAGACAGCUGCCCCUGGUCCUGCUCCAUCACUGGUGGCCCCCCCACCAGCACCAGCAGGGCGGAGCCCCCCACCCCGGGCCUCGGCCACCGGCAUCACUGUGGAGCUGUUGAAGACCCGUGGGCUGGCUGGCCUCUACAGGGGGGCAGGAGCUACCUUAAUGAGGGAUGUCCCUUUCUCAAUGAUUUACUUCCCACUGUUUGCCAACCUAAACGCACUGGGCCAUGAAAAAGUGGGUGACGUGCAGGCCAGGGCGCCAUUCUGGCAGUCCUUUAUGGCAGGCUGCACCGCGGGCUCUGUGGCAGCUGUGGCUGUAACACCACUGGAUGUUAUAAAGACUCGUCUGCAGACUUUGCAAAAAGGCGAGGGGGAGGACACAUACAGAGGAAUAGUUGACUGCACACGGCGUAUCAUGAUGCGGGAGGGCCCAUCAGCUUUCCUGAAGGGUGCAACAUGUCGCGCUCUGGUCAUCGCUCCUCUAUUUGGCAUUGCGCAGGGUGUCUACUUUCUCGGGGUAGGGGAGGCUCUGCUAGGUUUGCUGGAAUAGCCGUUCUUGGCAUUGGUGGUGGUGGUUGUGUUGUCUCUGCUGCUUUAAUCUGCAGUGUGUGAAUGACACCACUGAGUGAAUACAGAGAGAGGGAAAUACGGCCACAAUCUGCUAACCAAAGGAAAGAGGAAUGGUCUGAGAUAUGAACAGGCGCUAUUUUACUAAUAUGUGGACCAAUGGGUUCACACUAAACGUGUUUCUCUAGGUUUCUACAUGCUGUCGACAGGGUUCCGUAGCUGAAGCAGGGUCCUGUGUGUGUGUGUGUGACUAAUCUGAGGGUAUCUGUCCCAAAUUGUCUGGGUUAUCCCUGCUGCAAUAUGUCUGGGGCUGUUCCUUUCACCUGAGAGAUUAUUCUGUCUGGUUGUUAAGAGAGAGCUGCUGCAUGUUGUUUGAGGCUGCUAACUAAAAUUGCCUACCAAUCUGACCAUUUUUAUGGUCACGAAGAAAAACUGUGCAUCAUCCUACUUAAGUGAUCAAAACAAAAAACAACCCUUUGAAUCUUUAUCAAAAGCUAAGAUUGUUGAGCCAGAUUUCCAGCUCAGACUCCGUUUUGAGCUGGAAAUCUGGCUCAACUUCUAAUAGUCUAGACGGAAUUGUCCAAAAAGUGAAAGUGAGGAGCAUUUAUGGGUACAAGUCGGGAACCGACCUACUUUACUUAUUUAGUAAAAAAAAAAUGGUUCCCAAGCGAAAUUUUGAGUUUUUGACCUUCUCAUUUGCAUAUCAAAAUGGCGG